GGGGCAUAAAAGGGGGGCCCGUGGGCAGCGGACCCCUCACAUCCCUCAGAGGUGGCCAGCGCUCCCAAAAGCAUGGACGUCUUCUCCGCGUCGCAGCUCUACUACGCCGCCCCGUCGCCGGACGCCCUCCACCUGGCCGAGGACGACUCGGACGAAGACGAGCACGUGCGGGCACCGGGCGCGCCCCCGCACCAGCCGGGCCACUGCCUCCAGUGGGCCUGCAAGGCCUGCAAGCGCAAGUCCAGCUUCGUGGACCGCCGGCGCGCCGCCACCAUGCGAGAGCGCCGCCGCCUCAAGAAAGUCAACCACGCCUUCGAGGCCCUGCGCCGCUGCACCUCGGCCAACCCCAGCCAACGCCUGCCCAAGGUGGAGAUCCUGCGGAAUGCCAUCCAGUACAUCGAGAGCCUCCAGGAGCUCCUCCGCGAGCAGGUGGACCACUACUACAGCGGCUCCGAACCCGCCAGCCCUUUGUCCAGCUGCUCCGACAGCAUGCCGGACAGCAACAGUCCUGUGUGGCAGCAGCUCAACUACAGCAGCGCUUAUUCCUACGCAAAGAACGAGAGUCUGUCGGACAAGCCGGCGGGUGCGUCCAGCCUGCAGUGCCUUUCCAGCAUCGUGGACCGGCUCUCAAUGCCCCAAUUCGGUCGCCGAGCCGGCCAGGCUGUCUCGUCGCCCACCAACUCGGGCGACACGCAGCCGUGUACGCCGGGUAGCCCCGUCUACCACAUCCUGUGAGGAACUCGGCAGUUGUUUCUUUGUACAGUGCGCCAUCAAAUUGUAAAUAUGAAAUGUAAAUGCUCAUUUAUUGACACACUUAUUAAAAGUUUUCUUUUGUA
Messenger RNA from Hippocampus zosterae (dwarf seahorse), 836 nucleotides. It is a transcript of the gene myf5, whose product is annotated as myogenic factor 5. Gene Ontology annotation, molecular function: RNA polymerase II cis-regulatory region sequence-specific DNA binding; protein dimerization activity; DNA-binding transcription factor activity, RNA polymerase II-specific. The record is from RefSeq and is a predicted model, not a curated record. Gene Ontology annotation, biological process: muscle organ development; positive regulation of myoblast differentiation; regulation of transcription by RNA polymerase II. Lineage: Eukaryota; Metazoa; Chordata; Actinopteri; Syngnathiformes; Syngnathidae. The transcript is spliced from 3 exons. Bases 73 to 735 code for a protein of 220 amino acids.